AUGGAAAUAUAUGGUCUUGUCUUCAUACCAUCUACAAACAAUGAAUCAAGAAGUAUUGACACGCCAGUGCCACUGCAAAAUGUCCAAGUUGAAGCGAAUGUGGUUGAUAUGAUUGCUGAAGUUAAGAUUUCACAGACGUAUAAAAAUAUCGAAAAGAAUUCGAUCGAUGCUAGCUACAAAUUUCCAAUUCACGAAGCGGCAGCUGUUUGUGCCUUUGAAGCCGAACUUGACGAUGGACGAAUUAUCAAAGGAAUCGUAAAAGAAUCAACUAAGGCAGCUAAAGAAUACAAAGAAGCGGUCUCGCGAGGAUAUGGAGCGUAUCUUCUCGAGGAAAAACUCCCUGAUGUCUUCCAAUGCUCCCUCG
This is a messenger RNA of Ambispora gerdemannii, 364 nucleotides long. The record is from the annotation of a GenBank genome assembly. NCBI's taxonomy places the organism in Eukaryota, Fungi, Glomeromycota, Glomeromycetes, Archaeosporales, Ambisporaceae.